CCAGGCAGAGGGCUGUGGGUUAUUUGGCUGCAGAGGAUUCUGGGUAACAUACCCCCCUGGGCAGAGGGUUGUGGGUAAUUUGGCUGCAGAGCAGAGGAUUCUGGGUAACGCACCCCCCCGGGCAGAGGGCUGUGGGUUAUUUGGCUGCAGAGGAUUCUGGGUAACAUACCCCCCGGGCAGAGGGUUGUGGGUAACCUGGCAGCAGAAGCAGGAUUCUGAGUAAAUGAGCAGAGGCUUCUGGGUAAGAAUCACUUUUCUCCAUCUCCACAUUUGUAACUGAGAUUUCAGCACUGGGUUAUAAACCCCUUUCAGUGUCCAAAGGUAGGGUUGAGCCUGGCAGGUCUGUGGCCUGUUGCGGAAGGGUAGGGGAGCUGAUGUGUAAUGAGCAGUUUGUCGUUGGUUCUCAGCAGGCAGGUGGCCAUGUUCUAGUUACCCUGUAUCCUCGCUGCCCGCCUCAGCGGAGGGACCAAGUACUGACGAGGCCUGGGAACCAAAUGGACCUUUGCAGAAGGGGCUUGUGUGUGGCUGGAGCAGCAUUGCCAGCUGCUUGUGCUCCAGUAAGGGGAAUCAGGUCACAUGCUUCAGGAUCUGAUCCACUCCCUCUCCAGAGUCAGGAAGCAAUCGCUACCCACCUCUGCUGUCCAGCCUUGCCCAGCUGAAUCCCACUCCCCUGCUGCAGUAACUAGGCUGCUCUCAGUUAGAUGCAGCGACUCUUUAUUGUUACAAGGUCUGCCAACGUCUAACCAAGGUCCUCUGGUGUCUGUCAAAGAGCCAGAUUCAGUAUUGUGCUAUGGCCCACUGGUACAAAGGCAUCUUGGCGAUACCCCUGGCACAGACAGCACCUGUGCCCGGCACAAACCAACCUUGGCACUAUCUCUGCAGCAGGCUGGGUCCAGGGGCCGCUGUGGAGUGGAUUUAGGCCAGAGGAGGCAGGGGACGUGGUGGGGAGGAGUUGUCAUGGCUGGGGUGGAAUGGGCCCAACAGGAGUGCAGGUUACCCUUGAUUGUGCCAAGGGCCUAGCUGCCUCUCCUCCACCUCAGUGCAGAGCUGAAUACACCUUUCCCAGAGCACUCUGGGCCCUUAAUGACAGAAGGGCAAAGAACCCCUCGCUAAAGGACUUGUCAUCAUCUAUCACUCAUAGAUUUCAUAUUAGAGGGGAAUUCUGCGCUACUGCACAUGCGCAGAAUUUAUGCCCCCCGCAGAUUUCUUUGCUUCCCUGCAGAAAAAUGAUGAGGAAGCAAAGGGAAGCCACAAAAGCAGUCAUGCGACCCUCCCCAGCAGUAUGUUUUGGGUGCCCAGGGCAGCCGGCAGAGAGGGAGACAUCCAGUUUCACCAUGAAUUUUGAAGGUCUCGACCCUGCCCUUGCGGAGUAUGCACCUGCUCUCCACCCAGCCCUGGAUCCAGUCUUGGACCCUCACCUCAACCCCGCCCUGCUGCAGAAUGUGGAGCUGGAUCCGGAGGGGGUGCCAUUGGAGGGCAUCCCGGUGCCGGAGUCGGUGCACAUCAUGGAGGGCAUGUACUCGGAGCUGCACACCGUGGUCUCCGAGGUGGGGGUACCCGUCUCCGUCUCCCAUUUCGAUCUGCACGAAGAGAUGCUCUGGGUGGGGAAUCAUGGGGGUCACGCCACCUCGUUCUUCGGCCCGGCCCUGGAGCGCUAUUCCUCCUUCCAGGUGAGCAGCAGCGAUGACAUCCGUCAGAUCCAGAGCCUGGAGAACGGUGUCCUCUUCCUGACCAAGACGAACCUCAAGUAUAUGUCCCGGGGGGGCCUGACCAUCUUCGACUACCUCAUGGACGAGAGCGAGGAUGUGCACAGCCUGCUGCUGACAAACAGCAGCACCCUGCUGAUCGGGGGGCUGCAGAACCACGUGAUCGAGAUCGACCUCAACACUGUCCAGGAGACCCAGAAGUACACUGUGGAGGUGCCCGGCGUCACCAUCCUGAGGCAGUCCAACCGCUUCUUCUUCUGCGGACACACAACGGGGAAGGUGUCCCUGCGGGACCUGCGCACCUUCGCGGCGGAACAUGAGUUCGACGCCUACUCGGGCAGCCUGUCGGAUUUCGACGUCCACGGCAACCUGCUGGUGACAUGCGGCUUCUCCAGUCGCAUGAACGGCCUGGCCUGCGACCGCUUCCUGAAGGUGUAUGACCUGCGCAUGAUGCGGGCCAUCACCCCGCUGCAGGUCCACGUGGACCCCCUCUUCCUCAGGUUCAUCCCCACCUACACCUCCCGGCUGGCCAUCAUCUCCCAGACAGGUCAGUGCCAGUUCUGUGAGCCCACAGGCCUUGCCAACCCCGCUGACAUCUUCCACGUCAACACGGUGGGGCAGCUGAUCAUGACCUUUGAUGUGUCGGCCAGCAAGCAGGCCAUGGUGUUUGGCGACUCGGAGGGCUGCGUCCACCUCUGGGCCGAUUCGCCCGAGGUCACCUUCAACGCCUACUCCCGGGAGACUGACUUUGCCCUGCCCUGUAUGGUAGACACCCUGCCUCACCUGGACUGGAACCAGGACCUCAUGCCCCUUUCUCUGAUCCCCGUGCCACUGACCAGUGAAACACUGCUGUCAGACUGGCCUGCUGCCAACUCUGCCCCUGCGCCCAGGCGGGCCCCACCUGUAGACCCCGAGAUCCUGCGCACCAUGAAGAAAGUGGGCUUCAUCGGCUAUGCGCCAAACCCAAGGACCAAGCUCCGGAACCAGAUCCCGUAUCGGCUGAAAGAGCUGGACAACGAGUUUGACAGUUUCAGCCAGGUCCCUGAAUCCCCAAUUGGCCGGGAAGAGGAACCUCACCUGUACAUGGUGGCAAAGAAAUACAGGAAGGUCACAAUCAAAUACUCCAAGCUGGGCCUGGAGGACUUCGACUUCAAGCAUUACAACAAGACCCUGUUUGCUGGCCUGGAGCCCCACAUCCCCAACGCCUACUGCAACUGCAUGAUCCAGGUCCUGUAUUUCCUGGAGCCCGUCCGCUGCCUGGUCCAGAACCACCUGUGCCAGAAGGAGUUCUGCCUGGGCUGUGAACUGGGCUUUCUCUUCCACAUGCUGGACUUGUCCCGGGGGGACCCGUGCCAGGGAAGCAACUUCCUGCGUGCCUUCCGCACCAUCCCAGAGGCGUCCGCCUUGGGCCUGAUCCUGGCCGACUCCGAUGAGGCCACGGGCAAAGUGAACCUGGGCCGGUUGAUCCAGAGUUGGAACCGCUUCAUCCUGACGCAGCUUCACCAGGAGACCCAGGAGCAGGAGGCACCGCAGGCCUAUCGGGGUGUCGGCAGCAGCAGCUUUGGGUCGUCGGGGGACUCGGUGAUCGGGCAGCUCUGCAGCUGCGAGGUGGAGAACUCCAGCAUGUGCCGCUGUGGGAAGGAGACGGUGCGAGUCUCCUCCACGCUGCUCUUCACGCUUUCCUACCCCGAGAGCAACGAUAAAACCAAAGAUUAUGAGUUUGCCCAGAUCUUAAAGAGGAGCAUCUGUCUGGAGCAGAACACCCAGGCCUGGUGCGAGAACUGUGAGAAGUACCAGCCCACGGUCCAAACACGGAACAUCCGCUGCUUGCCCGAUGUCUUAGUCAUUAACUGCGAAGUGAACAGCUCCAAGGAGGCCGAUUUCUGGAAGACACAGGCGGAGUAUGCCUUUAAAAAAACAGUGAUGAGGAAAGGAGGCCUCGAAAUCCCCAAGAGCAAAGAGAUCUCUCUUGGAGAAUGGAAGGACCUGGGGAACGCCGAGGCGGGGCACUCGUACACCUCCAUCGAAGAGCUGAAGAACAUCUGGAUUCCCCAUUCCAUCCGGAUGAAACUGACCAAGAACAAGGAGCUGGAUGUCUGCAACUGGAACGAAAGCAAUGAGCUCAGCUCAUCCGAUGACCAGGACUCAACCUACACGUACGACCUGAUGGCCACCGUUGUCCACAUUCUGGACUCCCGCACCGGGGGCAGCCUGGUGGGGCACAUCAAAGUAGGGGAGACGUAUCACCAAAGGAAAGAGGGGGUCACACACCAGCAGUGGUAUCUCUUCAACGACUUCCUCAUCGAGCCGGUGGACAAGUGUGAGGCGGUGCAGUUUGACAUGAGCUGGAAGGUGCCUGCCAUCCUGUACUACGCGCGAAGGAACCUCCACGCCAAGUACAACCUGACCAUCAAGAACCCGAUCGAGGCUAGCGUGCUGCUGGCCGAGGCGUCCCUGGCUCGCAAGCAACGCAAGUGCCAUGCCACCUUCAUCCCGCUCAUGCUGAAUGAGAUGCCCCAGGUGGGCGACCUGGUGGGGCUGGACGCCGAGUUCGUCACGCUUAACGAGGAAGAGGCAGAGCUGCGCAGUGACGGCACCAAAUCCACCAUCAAGCCCAGCCAGAUGUCCGUGGCUAGGAUCACGUGCGUGCGAGGCCAGGGCCCCAAUGAGGGCAUUCCCUUCAUCGAUGACUACAUCUCCACCCAGGAGCAGGUGGUGGAUUACCUGACCCAGUACUCAGGAAUCAAGCCGGGCGACCUGGAUGCCAAGAUCUCCUCCAAGCACCUCACCACACUUAAGUCCACCUACCUGAAGCUGCGGUUCCUCAUCGAUGUCGGGGUGAAAUUCGUGGGCCAUGGGCUGCAGAAGGACUUCCGGGUCAUCAACCUCAUGGUGCCCAAGGACCAGGUGAUUGACACCGUGUAUCUGUUCCACAUGCCGAGGAAGAGGAUGAUUUCUCUGCGCUUCCUUGCCUGGUACUUCCUGGACCUGAAGAUCCAGGGCGAGACUCACGACAGCAUCGAGGACGCUCGGACGGCCCUGCAGCUCUACAGGAAGUACCUGGAGCUGAGCAAGAACGCCACGGAGCCGGACGACUUCCGCAAGGUGCUCAAGGGCCUCUACGAGAAGGGCCGCAAGAUGGACUGGAAGGUGCCAGAGCAAGACAGCCAGAGCAGCCCCAAAAAUGCUGCGGUGUUCCCGGCCGUGCUAACACUCUGACCUGGUGAGACCCCGCUCUGUCCCGCUGCGCGUUCUCCCAGGAAGGACUCUCCUCCACUCAGCCCCGGGCUCCGACCGCUCUGUGACCGCAGAUCACACAGAAAGACAAAUGUGGAUUUCAAAACAAGGGACGAGGCUGAUUUUCAGCUGGCAGCCAGGCGCUCACCAGGGAGCCUGACCCCAUGCAGGAGCAGGUCUACCUGCUGGCCAGGAUCCCCCUUCACAGACCGUCACUGCUGGGAUGGCUCCAGAGGGCCACAUCUGCCUCCAAAUCUCCAGCCAGCUGCCCCGUCGCCCUUCCAAGCAGGGACAGUUGACGCACCAUCGCACGUGCACACGUCACUUCCACAAGCGCACUCAGGCCCUGCCGUGCCGGGGCGAUCGGCCCAUCUCCCUUGGUGCUGCGGCCAGGCACUAGGCCCCUGGGCUUUUAGGGUGUUUUAUAUAAAAGCUGUGUGAAGCAGGGAGGGGUGGGGAUUGGCAUCCAGAAUUUGCUUUGCUAGAGGGCCCCCCCGAUUGGGCGUGUUGCUGUGUCGUCUCGUUACCAGCCUGUUGCUUUGCUGAGGGGUGGAUUGUUGAGGCAGGCCUGGUUGCCACCUCCUUGAAGACUGGCUGGAUAAACUCCUGGAGCGUUAAUGCCAGCAGGACCGGAGCUGCUCAGCGAGUUCCCUGAGCACCUCCCAGACUGUGACCGGCCCCAGCCCAGUGCCCGCUCCGGUGAUAAUGUCAAGUGGAUGAGCGGCAGGACAAGGAAGCCCUGAACUCGCAUCGUCCCGCCAUCAGCACCAAGAGGCACUGGUGUGUAGGGAUGCCGGGCUGUACAGGGAUGCCAGUCAGAGCAGCAGCGCGGGGAUCUGCUCCAUCCACGCUGGGCUGGCAGGAUCCCACGUCGAUCCCAGCUGGGACUUGGCCCUGGGAUCAGUGGAGUGGCCCCUGCUUCGCCCCAGGGCUGGCUCUGUCCCCUUUGCACCCUCUGGUCUUUUUAACUCCCCCUCCCCUUGUAUUCUGCAAGGUCUGAGGUGCGCUCGGCGAUCUCUGGCAUGUACCGAAUACAUAAAGUGGCCAGCCGGUACCUUCAGCA
This is a messenger RNA of Caretta caretta (loggerhead turtle), 6006 nucleotides long. RefSeq names its product poly(A) specific ribonuclease subunit PAN2 (gene PAN2). Gene Ontology annotation, cellular component: PAN complex; P-body. Gene Ontology annotation, biological process: nuclear-transcribed mRNA poly(A) tail shortening; mRNA processing. NCBI's taxonomy places the organism in Eukaryota, Metazoa, Chordata, Testudines, Cheloniidae. The record is from RefSeq and is a predicted model, not a curated record. Gene Ontology annotation, molecular function: poly(A)-specific ribonuclease activity; protein binding; nucleic acid binding.